Molecule: messenger RNA, 5360 nt
Organism: Gigantopelta aegis
Lineage: Eukaryota; Metazoa; Mollusca; Gastropoda; Neomphalida; Peltospiridae
Exons: 12
Coding region: 1-2712 (903 amino acids)
Biological process (GO): vesicle-mediated transport
Source: RefSeq, a predicted model, not a curated record
AUGUUUUUAUGUUACAGUGACCACGUAAUCUGCAGUUUGUUCAUUUUUGACCACACAGUGCUAAAACGAGAAGAAGAUGACUUGAAAGACGCCAUUCUCUACUUUUAUCCUCACACAGUCAGUAAUGACAAUCAGUGUGCUCUUGUGGGUAAAAUCAUCGGUAUAUCUGACUUCUUGCUGGAAACUCUGCCCAAAUCGCCACCGACCAUCAUCAAACUACAGAAUGAGAAAUUUGCCAUGAAGAGGACGGACUGUUACAGCAUUGGACUUGGAAGUAGUCUGUCUGUGGCCGACACAUUUUUGUCUGCACAUCUGGAAUUUGUAUGGAAAACCUUCACUUUCUUCCAAGGAGGGUUGUCUGCCAUCAAACAGAGAUUUCAAAAACAGCAGUUUCUUCAGGAGCUGGAAAAGAUGUGGGAUUCGUACUUGCCGUUCUAUCAGUUUUAUGGGGAUGUUCUCUCACAGGCUUUUCAACUGCUUCCAUCAGUGAGCUUAGCCAAAAGUGACGCAAAUGUGUUCCUUCAUGCCUCUCACAUCCUACAGCGCGGUCACAAGCAAGACGGUGUCCUGGCCGGAGUUCUGGUAUACAGGAACAAGGUGUUAUGCACACAGCUCUCCCCCGACCUGACAAAACGAAUGCUGAUGCUCAAACCACAUCAGACUCACUUUCCAUGCCUUCCACUGAAAGUAGAUUUUGAUAAGCCAGACUCUGUGAGAUUGUUGAGAGUGUUUCUAUCUGAAAACGAGUACAAAUGCAUCAGCUUGAGAAGAACAGAUCAUCUUCGACGAAAUUGCAGAAAAAACAAAAACAAACUUGAUUCAGACUACAGUCAGUUUGACAACGAGGUGUUCAUUCAGGAUGGAGUGAAUCUCACCACAUUGCACACGGUACACUGCAAGACGGCAGUGCCUGAAACACUGACACCUACGUUACAGAUAGAAAACCCUCCCAGCUAUCCAGAGCACCAAAACAUGUCUUUCAUUCAAAGUGAAUCUCUUUGUAAUGAGGAAAGGUCAGAAAUGAAAUCUGCUACAGAUACACCCAAAACUGAACAAUUGGAGAUUGCCAACAGUAGCCUGCCAUUUGUUUCUCCUUUGAAAGGUGAUUCUUCAGAACAUGGAGAGCCAUUUAGGACAGUGAAUGGUUUGAGCAGAUCAUUAACAGAACGUCCAUAUUUCGAACAGUGUCAAAUGCCUCAAGUUAGUGAAAACAAAACUCUGUCACAUGGAGAAAAUGAAAAUCGUAUUUCAACCAGUGAUGGUUGUUUAUCACCUUCAAAUGAAAUACUAUCUUCCCAAAGUGCUAACUUGGCUUCAGUAACUAGUCCAUCAAAUGAUCAAAAUGAAAGUCACGUUGUAACCACUCAGAGUGAUCAAGAUGUCUUAACUUCCCCGAGAUUUAGUUCAAGUCAGUUAAACGAUGUGUCAGAGGACAUUGGUGAAGAUUUGGUGUCUUCAUCAACCGGUGUUAAUACUCAGAAAGAAAUGAAUGUUGGAAGUGAAGUUGUCCUUGAGGAGCAAAACUGUGAAGAACCUGAGUCCCCAAUAUCUAGUGAGCAUGAACAAACGAAAUUAUUACACAAACAUGAAUCCACCAUUGAUGGUUCAAAACUUGAAAUAAAUUGUAAGGAAUCUUUAACAGAAUCUGAAACUUUGAAAGAUAUUUGUGAUUCACAGAACAGUUUUUGUGUGGAACACAAAACCAGUGGAUGUAACUGUGGUACUGCUGCUGGCAGUACUGAUGUCAAAAACUUACCUGGAGAAUUACUCGACACAUCACAUGUGGCUGGGUUAAUAGACGGUGGUUCUAACAUUGCACCAACUCUGUCGCUGGUCGAUCACAGUCAUCGGAGUCCUUGUAGGUCAGGAAGUAUUUCUUCCCAUUCACCAUCAUCCAAGGACAACUCUUAUGAUGACAAGCAUUUGGCAGUAAGUGGCGGGAGUCUUACUUCUGCAUCAGAAGAGAAAAUCUCUUCACACAAAGAAGUUCUACAUUUUCCACAGUCACCAGAAUGUCGUACUCCAUCGGUGGGACCUGAAGAGAUGUCCGGCAAGAAAACAGAAAGACCUUCAGCUCCCAGGUUAUCAGAAACGUCCAGCGACAUCCCUCAGAGUUCCGAUAGUCUCACGAAUUCCUUGCAGUGUGACACAAACGGAGCAGAGUGGAUCCCAGCAGCAGACGGACUUGUUGACCUUGUUCUCUACAUUCAAGGUCACUCGGAGACGAUGCUUCUGUUGCUCUUAGACCAUGGCUGUAGAUGUGACUCCACUCUGGUUCAUAAACUGUGGAAGUUUUCCUUGCCAAAUUUGGCUGAACUGGACUUCCAAGUGAAAGACUGCCUGGAUGAGCUAAUUGAGGAUCAAGCACAGCCUCACGUGGACAACUACAGUUACUUGCGAUAUGAUUCAUUCUCUAAAAGUCUUACAGGUAAUGUGCUGGAUUCUGUCAUCCGUUCCAGUCACGAGUUUACUGAUACCGCGAUAAAGAUUCAUCAGAACUUCCAAGAAUUGGACACUCUGACUGAUGUUACAUUCUGUUCUCACAAAGCCAGUGUCUGUGCUCACAGAUCUGUGAAUCAUGAGACGUUUUUCCAGCUGAACAACUCACCGUGGCUAUCUGGAGGGUAUCCUACACCCAAAGACUUAACAUUUACACUGGAUGAGUUGGCUAGAAAAAAACUUCAAACUGAUCAUUUCAUUUCUUUGUUAUAACAUGGUGUGUUGGGAGGGUGGAGAAGAUGACUGCAGACAAUAACCAUUAUAAAAUGGUUUGUUGGAGGGUGGAUACGAUGACUGCAGACAGUAUCCAGGGGCCAUGAUUCACAGUUAUCAAUAUUUUCAUCAGCAUGUUUAAAACCAACAAACAGUGUUGAAAAAAAAAUGCUAUGACAUACAAUGUGUAAUUAGUUGUCAUGAUGCAAGUGUGUGUGAUCAUAGAUAAUGGAGAUUUAUCACCAGGGUCCUGUGUGAGAUGGGAUUGGGAAAAUUAACACUAGUAAAUCAUAUUUGGGAUAUUUUUUCAGGCCACUGAAUGAUUCAGUACACCACUGAUAAAUUAAUUUAUUGGAACAGAUAUAAUUUAAUAUAUAUGUUGGGAAUUUGUAAGUCAGAAAUUGGGAAUGCCUGGAUAAAUCCCUGGAUAAGAAAAUUAUAAAAAAUGUUUCUAGUUGAAGAACUCACUGCAGCCAUCUGUAGAUAUCCUAUUGCCAAAGGCUUGACAUUUAUGAUUGACAUGAUCAAGACAUUUUUUGGUUAUAAGAUAGGUGCAAAAAAAUGCAAGCAGUAACUAAUCCAAAGCAUUAAAGAAUGGCUGUCAAAAGAAAUGAAAAUCUUUCAUUGGCAGUGUGCAAUAUUAGUUCUCAGAAAGAAGGAAUAUCUGUGUGUGAAAGAAGUAUGAGAUAUUUUUCUACUUAAAAAAAACUUACUGUGGUUCUCUUGGAGAUAUACCACCCCCAAAGGCAUGACAUUCACACUGGAUAAGUUGGCUAGGACAAAACUGUGUACGGAUCAUGAUGACUUGUUACAGAAAGUCUGGGAGAACCUGCAUGAGAAAAAUGAAAGGAUGAAAGUCAAAAAGGAUGGAAAAGUGAACUGUUUGAAAGGUCAUGUAAUGUGCAGUAUUACACAACAUUUGUUACGCUUCCAGAUUCAGCCUAUGAAGAUUGAAAUGUGUUAAAAUAUUAAAAGUAACCACCAGUGCAAUGAUGGUUACAUUUAUUUAGUUGCCUGAAAAUAGACAGACAUGAAUGUACUCAGUUAUAAAUAAGUUAUUUAUUUAUUUGUUGUCUAAUACUGAAUGAAUGAAUUUAUAUGUAAGUGAAAUACUAUUUUGCUCUCUUUUUAAAGCAAUAUAUGUUAUAUGACUUGAAUCAAGUAAAUUAUCUUGAACCCUAAAAAAUAUUUGAAAUUCAUAUGUUAAAGAUGGGGUGGGGAGUGGCAGUCUUCCCAGGCAUGAGUACCUGAUGGUGGAUAAGGGAGGCAAUCCCGCCUUUGCCUAAAAAACUAAUUUCAACUCUGCCUUGUGUGGAAAUACAAUUUUGAUUGAGGUAUGCAGUUUUGUCAUUCAGAUAUAUGGAACUCCUGUCUCGCACUCUCUGCAUCCAAUAGGCGAUGAUUAAUUAAUCAAUGUGCUCCAGUGGUUUCGUUACACAAAACCAGAGGCGGAUCGAAGGGAGGCCCCAGGGGCCUGGGCCCCUCGUAAAUUUUGCGAUAGUUAUAAUUUUAUUAUAUAUUAAUUUUCUUUCUUUUUUUAUGAUCACCUUGGCAUUCCACCUCAUGUCGCUGGCAUGGGUUUUCUGGAUCUGCCACUGAAAACAAACUAACUCACACUGUCUGAAACCAAAGAAACCGAGCACAUUAGCUUUAAAGUGCAAUUGUCAUUUGUAAAUAUUUCUUUCCUUUUAGCUACUGACCCUGGCCUCUUGUGAUUAUUGCACUCUUCUCAAAGUGUCUUUGUAACCAUUGUAAAAUAUAUUUUGGCCAUUUAUUAUCCAAAUUAUAAUAUUUCAGUGUUCUCCAGUUUUUCUGAAACCAGCAUGGCACAAUGGUUUCAUAUGAUACGUGAGAGGCAUUGAUGCCUAGACUACUGUGGUGGAUAUGCCUUUGAAAAUCACAAGAAUGGCACCAAUUUACACCACCAUGGUAGAGUGCCAACCUGCUUAUGGAGUUGGAGAUAUAUACUUAAGGGGGCGGGACGUAGCCCAGUGGUAAAGCGCACGCCAUAUAACCAUAAAUAAAAUGUGUUGAGUGCAUUGUUAAAUAAAAAAAUUCUUUCUUUCUUUCUUUUUAUAUACUUACACUUGUAUAUUCAGUGCAUUUCUGGUCAUCCUGCUGUUAAAAAUAACUCCGUGUGGAAAUUUGACUACAAAUAAAAAUUUUUUUAAUUCAGCUGCCAAACAAAUAAAAAUUGAAAUAAAUGAGUUUAAAAGAAUUCCAAACAUAUUUAUGAUGCUUUGUUUCAAAUUUUUUGUAGGUCAUUCUCAAACACUCAUUAAAAAAUAAUUGAAAACAGAUAUAAUAUUCUGAAUUUUAUACAAAUAAAAUACAUGUAUUGACAAGCAAGGCCAUAGGUUUUGUCUAUUUUUUUACUGUCACAAAAUAGUUUGUCUUUACUGUUAAUCUUUUCUCUUUAUACAUGUAUAAGCUGUAUAAAAAUUGUAUGAUGGUAAAAACACUUUUAUAACGUUAAGAAUGUUUGUAGUUUUGAAAUGAAUAAAGACAUGGAAAUUAUUUUGGAUUAUUUAAAACAUAAUAUAAUGGCCCAAUACAUAUUUGUGGUGCUACUUAAGGCUGUACAUGUGAUAUUGUAUUAAAGAUUACAGGCUAUGCAAAUAAAGAAAAAUCUGUUGUGUUUUCUUUGA